AUGGUCUCUCUUCGUUUACAAAAGAGGUUAGCUGCCUCUAUCCUCAAAUGUGGUAAGGGUAGAGUUUGGAUUGAUCCAAAUGAAAUCUCUGAGGUCUCAAUGGCCAACUCAAGAGACAACAUCCGUAAGCUCGUUAAGAACGGUUUCAUCAUCCGUAAGCCAGUUGUUGUCCACUCACGUUCCAGAGCAAGAGAGCACAACGCUGCUAAGGCUUUGGGUCGUCAUCGUGGUAUGGGUAACCGUCUCGGUACCCGUGAGGCUCGUUUGCCAUCUAAGGUCCUCUGGGUCCGUAGAAUCCGUGUCUUGCGUAGACUUUUGAAGAAGUACCGUGAAGCCAAGAAGAUCGACAGACACGCUUACCGUGAGUUGUAUCUCAAGGCCAAGGGUAACAUCUUCAAGAACAAGCGUACUUUAAUUGAAUACAUCGUUAAGUCCAAGACCGAGAAGCUCAGAGAGAAGCAAAUUAACGACCAAGCUGAAGCUCGUAGAUUGAAGAAUCGUAACCUCAAGGAGCGUCGUACUGCCAAGUCCCUCGCCAAGGACGCCACCGCUUAA
Molecule: messenger RNA, 555 nt
Organism: Heterostelium album PN500
Lineage: Eukaryota; Evosea; Eumycetozoa; Acytosteliales; Acytosteliaceae
Gene: rpl19
Product: 60S ribosomal protein L19
Exons: 3
Coding region: 1-555 (184 amino acids)
Biological process (GO): translation
Cellular component (GO): ribosome; cytosolic large ribosomal subunit
Molecular function (GO): RNA binding; structural constituent of ribosome
Source: RefSeq, a predicted model, not a curated record